ACGCGAAAAAUUGUCGCUAGUACGCUCAUAGUUUUUGUAGUUGACGCGUGUACCAGAGAGGUUAAGAUGGGUGAAACGUAACAGGAUUUAUUUGUAAACGAAGUUGAACGGAGUUUAUGCACUGAUUCGCGUAGUAAAAUGUGUACAUAGUACACGCGACACUACUUGAUUUUCAUUAGUUUACAUUCACUCCAGUAAACUCGUUUCAUGCUUAAUUCACGCAUUUCAAUUUUUCGAAACUCGAUGGAUAUCUUAUUUGUUUCUGACACUUUUUCUUUAGCACACGCAUUUUUGCUUAUUGUGUAUACUUAAAAACGAAGUUAUGUCAUAGACAUAGUCUUGCACUUUUACUUCCGCGAAAGGUAGAAAAUAGUUUCUUACGAACGUAAAAUGAAAUUGGACUACAUAGUUUUCUUAGACGGUAAUUUAUUCGAAGUGAGUGCAUCAACGAAAACCAGAGUUACUGACGACGAUGCUGUUACUUUCUACGAAUUACUUUACAUUCUGCAAAUAUCUCAAGAAAUAGAAGGUAUCCGAACGCUAGGCGUCUCAAUCGAAUUGAUGAAUGAAUUAGGACGCAUUGCGAGGGAGGAUCGGUCCCAAGACAUCAUGAAGCAGCGAGUCCUACUGGCCCUCGCCAACUUGAUCACCUCCUACGCAUCUUUCCUAGCGGCUACUGGAGCGAAAGCGUCCACGAGGCAAAGAACGCAGAGCAACAAUCAUAGCAACAUCAGCGAGCUACUGGACAAUCUUCUUCGCGGUUACGACAACAGCGUCAGACCAGACUUCGGUGGUCCACCAGCCACGGUUGAGGUCGACAUCAUGGUGCGCAGUAUGGGUCCGAUUUCCGAAGUCGAUAUGACAUAUUCAAUGGAUUGCUACUUCCGGCAGUCGUGGGUGGAUCGACGUUUGGCUUUUCAAGGUGGCAAAGAAACUCUGGCGCUCAGUAUAUCGAUGCUGGCAAGAAUCUGGAAGCCGGAUACGUACUUUUACAAUGGAAAGCACAGUUAUUUACACACGAUAACCAGCCCUAAUAAGUUCGUCAGGCUUUAUAAAGACGGCAGAGUGCUGUAUAGUUCAAGACUUACGAUCAAGGCUGGUUGUCCGAUGAAUCUUGAGAACUUUCCAAUGGAUACGCAGAGAUGUCCACUACAAUUUGGCAGCUUCGGUUACACGAAACGGGACGUGAUCUACAAAUGGAACAGCGCCCGACAAGUAGCAAUCGCCGAGGACAUGAAAUUAUCCCAAUUCGAUUUAGUUGCCAAUCCCACUGCGAAUUAUUCUGCAUCGGCGACGCUUUCACACGCGGAAUAUUCGAUGCUGCUGGUAUAUUUUCAUCUGCAGAGGCACAUGGGUAAUUUCCUUAUACAAGUAUACGGGCCCUGUGUUUUACUCGUGGUCCUAUCUUGGGUCUCCUUCUGGUUAAAUCGAGAAGCCACUGCAGAUCGUGUGUCACUGGGUAUAACAACCGUAUUAACGAUGACAUUUUUGGGAUUGGAGGCGCGGACAGAUUUGCCUAAAGUUCCUUACCCCACUGCCCUGGACUUCUUCGUUUUUCUUUCGUUCGCUUUCAUUUUUGCCACCAUUAUACAAUUCGCGGUGGUGCAUUAUUUCACCAAGUACGGUUCCGGCGAGUGUUAUUUCAGUUCCGAUUUAAGCGAAAGCGAGAGUUCCAGCGACGAGGAGGAAGCGAAUACACGACAAUUGCAGAAAGAACCGGUACCCCAAUCGCACAAAAGAACCGCUGGAAACCUAACGGCACGAGGGCACUCAAGUCGAAAUUUUACGAUGAACGAGGACGGUAUGAUCGAAGUGAUACCGUUAUCAGCGAUCCCAGAACCCAGCAGAAAUCCUACAGUGGGCCACUGGCAGAUGUCCUGCGUGACCUGCAGCCCGCCCCCUCGUCAAGCUCCUCCGAGCAGAAAAGAGGGAUCCGGUCGAAGGCGACGCAGAAGAACGCCUAGAUACAAUUCCGUAUCGAAAAUCGAUCGUGCCAGCCGCAUCGUGUUCCCCGUGUUCUUCCUGGCUAUCAACGUGUUCUACUGGUGCGCGUAUCUGUCGAGAAGCGAGCGUAUCAAUUACUACAACGUGGACUCGAACGGCACGUGAAAUCGGUCGCUAAACGGGACAACCAAGGGAAAACAAGUGUACGAACGUUCUCCACGGGAUUAUUCAACGGAGAAGGAGAUGUCGAUCGACCAAUCUACGAUAUUACUUUAAGCGAUCACUUAAUAAAAAUUGUUGGCCGGCGGACGAUUUACGAGGACAAUGAGAGCUUUGGACGAGCGUAUGAACGAAUAUUACGUUAUCGUUCGUAAGUUUAAUCUUAUUAAAUAGAAAGGGAUAAGGAUGCAUGAAUAUUAUAAGUAUUAGAGACAUUUGCAUUUGUAUUUUUAACUCUCUGUAGGGGAAGUUUAUAACUAUUGUUUAAAAAAAGUUUUAAUUAUUGCUGGAAUCUUUUCGAAAAGAAUUGCGAAUAUUUCAAGAGGAGAUUCUAAUAUUUGACUUAACAAAUAAUUAGAUAAUAUAACAAAGAUGUUAAUAAACAUGGCAGAAUUUUUUUAAAAGUCUGAAACAGCAAGAAGAUUAUGUUUGGAUAUAAACGAUCCAAUUUCUACAUUAAAAAGAUAUAUUUUAUAAGUUUGCAUACGGAAUAUUAAAAAGUUGUGACAUUUUCCAAUUUCCUUUACGAUUAGUACAAUGAUUGAUAUUUCAUUCGAAAUUUUGCAUUGUUCGUAAUCGUUGUUCAGUACGAUUAACCUUGUGAACGAUGAUGCUAAUAAAUAAUCGAUAUCAACAAUACGGACGAAGAUAUGAGACCAGACUAGGAAACCUUAUGAAACGCUAUAUAAAUAUUUAGUAAAGCUUAAAAUGUGAGUUUGUAAUGUAUGCGGAGAAACUGAAGAGAUAAAUAUUGUUUAAAUCGGUUUAAGAAAUAA
Messenger RNA from Bombus pascuorum, 2939 nucleotides. RefSeq names its product gamma-aminobutyric acid receptor alpha-like (gene Grd). Bases 391 to 2109 code for a protein of 572 amino acids. Gene Ontology annotation, molecular function: neurotransmitter receptor activity; extracellular ligand-gated monoatomic ion channel activity; GABA-A receptor activity. Gene Ontology annotation, cellular component: synapse; neuron projection; membrane. The record is from RefSeq and is a predicted model, not a curated record. Lineage: Eukaryota; Metazoa; Arthropoda; Insecta; Hymenoptera; Apidae. The transcript is spliced from 9 exons. Gene Ontology annotation, biological process: nervous system process; monoatomic ion transmembrane transport; regulation of membrane potential.